UAAUCUUUAUCAGCAUACAUAAGCGAUUACCAUUUUCAUCGUUGCGAGAAACUAGAGUUAUCCAAAAAUAAUCAUUUUGUAACCUGCCCCUGGUCACGCAUUGUUGUCACUUGUCAUGGAACUUGUCUACAUGUCAUUAUGCGAUGUGUGUCAUUUAUUCCUUUCACGCUGUGAUCCAUAAUAUUGUUUGUAAUUAACGGUUUGUGUGAUCGUGUCUUGUAUGGUUUAGUGGACCAAACAUGGCGCAGUGGGAAGGUUUCAGCGUUUCGGUGCGCUGUGGGUCGCCGCUCGGCUGCUACCAGGGCACGAUCCUCGCGGCUGAUGGAGCGUCCAUUACGCUUACCAAACCGUUUCGGAACGGAUUCCCUUAUCCUAAGGCACAGGUUACGUUAAAAGCUUCAGACAUCAAAUCCCUAGAGAUUAUCUCCGGCAAGACGUCAGGUGGUACAGCGCACAGCACUGUCCCAGUUGUAGGCAAGAAGCGAGUGCCACGGGCUACGGUUGGAGAGAGCUUACAAGAACAGGCUCCAGCACCACCACUCCCGGUUGUUAAUAAGAGCAAGCAGGCGAGGAGCAAGCCUAUUGAUAUACAGGCUAAGAAUAGGAACAUCACUCAUGCUGGGAGCUAUGGCGCCUCCGGCUCAACACCGAAGACUCGGAUGCCAGGCGGUGACAAGGCGCGUCGUAAAAACGAAGCGUGCUUCGGCUCCGCUGCCUUGGAGGCCGUCGAUAAUGAUUUUGACUUUGAGGGAAACUUAGCACUUUUUGAUAAAGAGGCGCUCUGGCAACAAAUGCGUCCCGACGUCGUUCGCGUAGCCGCCGCCCGCGACGAAAUGGCCGCCGGCGGCAAACUGCGACACGACCAGAACGUGCUCCGAACAACCGCACCAGACACUGCCCCUGUCACCGUACCACCAGCGUUAAGAGGCGCUAGAGACUACGUCACUGAUUCCGGGACGAGGUUACCCAGUGUGUCAGCGGCUUUAAGAGGAAGAUUGUGGGCUGGAUUGAGAAGGACGGAUGAUGAGACGCAGCAUACGGCGAGGGCUUUGUUCGCGCGUGCGACUGCUGAUGUAGCGUUGAAACUUGUCGGUGGGACUCGUAGAUUGGACCCGCGCAACGCGCACCAGCGGCCGUGCUGCGGCGCGGUGGCGGGCGGCGGGCCGGCCGCCGCCGCCGCCGUCUCCGCGGCGCGCCUGCUGCGCGCGCACGGGGUCGACACCUACGUCGUACCGCUCGACGACACUUGUCCAUUAGUAACAAGCGCGCUAUCCGCCUACCGCCUGUGCGGGGGCCGCGUACUGCGGCCCACGGACCCCCGCCCCGCGGGGGACCUUCUCCUACUAGCCCUGCACGACCCGGAGACGUCAGUACAGCACCCGAGCACUCCCCAAGCCCUCGAGUGGGCCUCCACGUCCCGCGGUGCCCUCGUCAUCCUGGAGCCCGGCGGCGACGACUCCGGCCUCUGGGACUCCGUGCUGCUCUCCGCUCGCGCCGUCCUCGUCGCACUGCUACCGCCGUCUCUCUCUGCCGUCGCGCCGCGGCUGCUAUUGGCUAACGUGGCGCCGCCUGCGCAGCUGUUUGGCGCGGUGGGCGUGGCUUAUAGAUCGCCGUUUGGCGCUGCGUCGGUGCUAGCGUUGCAUUUGGCUGAUGAUGAUGAUUGAUAAAUCUACUAAACUACACUCAUACUGAAAGAUGUCUUGAAAUACACUCUUUAGCAUUGAAAAAGUGACAUUUAGUGUAGAAUUCGCCUAAAAAUGUAUUCUUUAAACUAUAAAGUAAAAAAUAUCGAUAUCGGGUCGCCGACGUUGAAGUCGACAUUAAUGCCCUUUAAAUUUGAAUACACGUAAAAGCAAUGAAAGCAGAUUGUUUUGUGUAGAAUUUUCAUAAAAAGUGACCUAUUUUAACUGCUCUCGAAUGUACUUAUAAAGUGUUUUUUCACUGUGCAAUAGAUCCCUCAUUAGAAAGGCCGACUUAUGGCCGAACCGGACAUUGACUAUUCUGCACCGAUAGAAAACAAAUUAAAUUAUUUGUAUGGAAAUGUUUUAAUUUGUUUUAUUUGGAGUAGAAACACUACUAUAUAAAUUAUAAACUGAAAUAGAUAUAAUAUAGGAAAGAAAAAGUGAGUAAAAACAAAUGAAAUUGUGAUAAUAAUAAUACAGAAGAACCCAAGGUUUAUUUCCAAUAUAGAAAUCUAUUUUCCCACAUUGUAAAAUGGUUCUCAAAAGAGUUAUCCUUCAAAUUAUUUCCUACGUUUUCUGUUUAUAUUUUGUAUUUACUGUCAUUACGUUUUAAUUUCCAUCUUCUGUUUCACUAAAAGUACUAAAACUAUUUCGAACUAAACUUGUCCUUUUCUGACUGCAUUUAUUUUGCAUAAUAAUAUGACUGAAUAAUGUGUAAUUUGUUAAAACUCCUAUUAUUUGUAUAAUUCGCAUCCAUAUUGUUUUUUAAAUACAUUUUGACUCUGA
Molecule: messenger RNA, 2468 nt
Organism: Cydia splendana
Lineage: Eukaryota; Metazoa; Arthropoda; Insecta; Lepidoptera; Tortricidae
Gene: Edc3
Product: enhancer of mRNA-decapping protein 3
Exons: 7
Coding region: 240-1664 (474 amino acids)
Biological process (GO): deadenylation-independent decapping of nuclear-transcribed mRNA; P-body assembly
Cellular component (GO): P-body
Molecular function (GO): mRNA binding
Source: RefSeq, a predicted model, not a curated record